Messenger RNA from Pyricularia oryzae 70-15, 3883 nucleotides. RefSeq lists its product as uncharacterized. Bases 432 to 3434 code for a protein of 1000 amino acids. Gene Ontology annotation, cellular component: chromatin. Lineage: Eukaryota; Fungi; Ascomycota; Sordariomycetes; Magnaporthales; Pyriculariaceae. Gene Ontology annotation, molecular function: RNA polymerase II cis-regulatory region sequence-specific DNA binding; DNA-binding transcription factor activity, RNA polymerase II-specific; zinc ion binding. Gene Ontology annotation, biological process: DNA-templated transcription; regulation of transcription by RNA polymerase II. The transcript has a single exon. The record is from RefSeq and is a predicted model, not a curated record.
GCAAGUUCCGAUGGCGGCCGGUAACGCUCGCUCUCGCUGGAAUCAGCCGUUAUUAUUAUUAUCAUCAUUUCUUCAUUGUUUCCAGUCUAGGAUCAGCAGAAUCUAUUUCUCAAUAGCAACAGCAUCAUUUUGUGACUGUUGUUCGGGUUACAAUCACUGUUGUUUCUAGGUCGGACUUUUCAUCCUCAGCCCAGUCUGGGUCCACGGCUUUUUCUUGGCGCUCAAACAGGGCAAAGUGAGAUGGGAAGAGAGCAUGCAAGAGACGGCAGUGAACAAGAGUCGAGAUAGAACGCCUGAACAGAGCAACUGGGAGAUGCCCUUCAGCUGCCCUUGCCCUCGUUUUACAGUGAAAAAGCCACCAAACAAGACCUGGUUCUGGGGCACAUUUAAACCGACCAAGGUGGGUAAAGGUAGCUAAGGCAGGCACCGAAAUGUCUACACGUGCCGAACCCCCACCGACAAGACAAGAAACCCAGACGACGGAACCUGCGUCGAAUUCAUCAACAGGGCAUAGAGCGGCGCGGCGCCCGUCAGAGUCGCCAACCUAUUCACCGGCAUCAGCAACGGCAUCGGCAUCCGCCUCAGGGUCGACCGCACCCGCACCUACACGCCGUGCAAGCCGAAGGGGCGCGCCGCGUCGGUUCCGGUGCGAUGUCGAGGGCUGCGGCAAACUAUACACGCGCGCAGAGCACCUUCAGCGCCACCAGCUAAACCAUAAUCCGCGCGAGAUAUUUGAAUGCAACGAGGACGGAUGCUCUCACUGCUUUGUGCGCGCCGACCUGUUGGCCCGCCACAAAAACAGACACCACUCCUACUCAUACGUGCCCAGAAACCGCGGCACAGCCCGGAGCUCAUCUUGUUCUUCCAACGCAGUCCCACGGCCAGAGUCAGAUGGACAAGCUCGUGCCGGUGCUUCGGUGCAAUCAAUCGUUUCAACCACCACCACCACCACCAACGUCACCACCGCAGCUGGCGUCGACGAUGGGGGCCCCCCUGGAGUCUUGCAUAAUGCACAGCCUUCGCCGCGGGUCCCGCACGAUGCUGUCCUGAUGACGCCAGAGUCGAGUGUUGGCCAACUUUCAGGUGCCGGCGGUACCAUUCACGCACCACCAGGCUGGUCACCGACCAUGGUAGAUACCAUCAACACCGCAGCCACUGCCAGCACCAGGGACACCAGCAAUAACAACAACAACAACAACAACAACAACAGCAACGGCAACGGCACCAGCAACCCCCAUGGCCUACUGCCGCGCAAGGCCAUGUUUUAUGGCCACGUACAAGGCCUAGCCGAGCAAACGGCGCCGCCUGUCAUGCCAUGGGGGUUCCCGCCCGAAGACACACUGAUCCGUGAUAAUUUCGCAACUUGGUUGUUUGACACGCAGGGCCACUACAACGACAUCAACGUCGCAAAUGUUCCAUUUCUCGAGGGUGGCCUGGAGUCACCUUUCAACACAAACAUCCCCUACGAUUACGAAUCUCUUACAAGCAGGUCCCAACUAGAGACGCCUCCACGGCAGACAGAUGCCGAAGAGCUGCUAUCCGACUACCGUCGACAGGAAAUACUCCGCUGGUUCAAGGCUUUCCGCGUCAAAUACCCAAAGCUAGAGCCCCUGGUCUCCAACUUGGUGUCGACGGGAAACAACCCGGACCACCCGCCGGCGCUCAACCUCGAGAUGAUGCGCGACUGCCUGCGCGAGUACUGGGAACACGUCUCUUCACGACUGCCCAUCAUUCACGAGCCUACAUUCUUUUGCAACCGCUGCUCGAUGCUCCUGCUGCUCGUCAUGAUUGCCCUUGGUGCCGCUUCGCUGCGCAACCGGGACGCAAGCGGUGCUCUGGUCGAUUAUGGCGGCUUUGCAGAUGUUAUCAUCUGGGGCUUGCGCUGGGAGAUUGUCACGGCCGAGGAGGCCACCCCGCCCGUCAGCCUGGCCGUUGCUCAGGCGCUUCUUCUGCUUGAGUUCCACGAGAAGAUGUACAGCUCCCGCCGCCUGCACGAACGCGCCCACAUCUAUCACUCUUCGACACUCACCCUUCUCAGGCGCGGAAGCCCGCUAAUCGGGCGAUCAGGGAGCGAGACCCCCCCAGAACAGCACCAGUACGGUAGCGGGGCCACCUCCAACAGCAACAACCAACCCAUGGACUCUCAAACAUGGUGGACGAAGUGGGCCGAGACAGAAUCUAUGCACCGAGUUGUCUACGCCGCCUUCAUGAUGGACGUAGUGCAUGCCGCAAUGUUCGGGCACGCGGCCGACAUGGCACCACACGAGAUCCGACUCCCGCUUCCGUGCGACGACCAGCUCUGGACGGCGGCGAGCGCCGAGUCCAUGCGCGAAAAGGACGCAAACCUACGCAUGUACGGGCUUCGGCCCAUCUCUUUCCUCGACGGGCUCAAGCGCGCCGUCCACGCCAACGAGGUCCAGACACACAGCUUCGGCAGGAUGGUCAUCAUGUGCGGCCUGCUCAGCGUUGGCUGGCACCUGAGCCGAAGAGAGCCACACCUCAAGUGGCUUGACCUUACACCGCCGGGCAGCAGCGAGACAAGGGAUGGGUGGCGAAAGACACUGCUGAGUGCGUUUGACGAGUGGAAGAGGAGUUUUGACUGCGCUCAGGGAGGCGGUGCCGUGAGCCUGGGCGGCAUCCCCGGCUCCGUGGCGGGAGCUGGAAAGGCAACCGACGCCAAUAACGGGCCCAUCCAGAGUGCAGCGGUACUAUAUCGCCUCGCUCACAUCAGCCUGCACGUCGACAUUGUCGACUGCCAAGUGUAUGCCGGGGCGAAGCAACUGCUAGGCAGGAAGGUGUCAACGCGGGACUAUGUGAACGUCGUUGCACGUAUGAAGGCUUGGGCGGGCCUCCCGGCCACCAGGCACGCGGUCCUGCACGCCUUCAAGCUGCUGUACCAGGUCCUAGUUGACCAGAGGCAGCCUUUGGUCGCGGGGAGCGAGCUGCUGUCGGCUUCGUCGUCAUCAGCGUAUGGCGGCGGCGGCGUCAGUAAUCAAACCAACAGGCUGCCGCCAAUCAAGAUUUCAACUUACAGCUGCCGCAGUGAAGAUGACCCACACAGACCUUGGAUCAUGUAUUAUGCCACCCUGAGCAUCUGGGCGUUUGUGAGGGCGUUACAGAGCCGGGGUGGUGGUAGUGCCAGUGCUGAACAUAUGACAACAACAGCAGCUGCUGCACUACAAGCACAGCUACAGCCACAUACGGGACUGUUGGGGCCUGGUGCAUUUAAUCCCGUGGCGAACUACAACAGUGUGGUGGCCUACCUUUCCGGGGUCGCGAGGCUGACUGAACUGAAAGAAGACACUGCAAUGGGGCUUGGCGAGGGCCUCGGCGAUCUGCUGGACUGCGUGUCUGCGAUCCUGGGUGAGGCGCACUCGGAGCUACUAAGGGAAGCGAGGCUGAGGUUGAGUGCCUGCAAGGGUAUGCCGGCCUGACAGUUGUUUAGCUUAGCUGGGUGAGAAAGAAACUGGAAAGGGAAAGAGUCGAGACGACACCAAUAGAUCUAGCGGAACCCAUCCACUGUGUCGUCUCCCAGGAAAGGCGCGGCAUGCUGAGCAUAGCGGGGAAACUAUUCAAGCCACUCUUCUGGUUGAGGAAGGAAGGCUAGGGAUAUCGCUGUCACAUGAUAGUCCUCAGUCAAUGUUGGACGGGGUGACGUAAUCUUAAUAGCUACGGAGCAGACUCGGCUUGACGAGAAUUGCAAGAGAUUUAAUGAAUAAUGAAGGAUGAAUGCAGGAUAAUAUAAAUAAACGCCAAAAAGAGCCACUGUGGGAGUAUACCUUCUUGUCAUUGGCAGGGAGCCGUUCUCGACCCAGUAUUUGAGUAAUUAAAAAUGCUGACAUGCUUGGUCAUUCUACUGAGAUUAAUUGCCCUCCAAACUGCA